Messenger RNA from Drosophila albomicans, 2840 nucleotides. RefSeq names its product cytochrome P450 4p1-like. The coding region runs from base 35 to 2755 and encodes 906 amino acids. Gene Ontology annotation, molecular function: heme binding; monooxygenase activity; oxidoreductase activity, acting on paired donors, with incorporation or reduction of molecular oxygen. The record is from RefSeq and is a predicted model, not a curated record. The transcript is spliced from 10 exons. NCBI's taxonomy places the organism in Eukaryota, Metazoa, Arthropoda, Insecta, Diptera, Drosophilidae.
CAUCAAGUUGAGGUAUAACCGAGUGGAAGUAGAAAUGGAUCUGUGUUUGCUGGUGCUGAUUGCAAUUGGAAGUCUUCUCUUUUGGCUUUACCAACUAAACAAGGACUAUUAUGUGCUCGCGUUCUUUUCGCCUCGAGUGAAAACCAAGGACGGAAGUCCUUUGGAGAGCAUUGCCUCAGUGGCCAAGGCCAGGACAAUCUUUGGCAAUUCUUUUGACUUUUAUGACAUACCCGAAGCAAAAAUGUUUGAAACUUUUCGCAAGCGUAACAGGGAAAUAGGAUCAAGUUAUAUUUCAUACAGAUUUGGCCUACCCAUUUACAAUAUAAUUGAUGCUGAAAGUGCUGAGCUAGUAUUGAACGAUCAGAGACUGAUAACUAAAGGUACAGGCUAUGAGUUCCUGAAACCAGCACUUCAAACUGGACUGUUGACAUCCACAGGUAAAAAAUGGCAUAGUCGUCGCAAGCUGUUGACACCCACGUUUCAUUUCAAUAUUUUGAACCAAUUUGAGGACAUAUUCAAGAAUGUUGUUAUUAAAUCAAGAAAUAGCUACAAAGUUUCUCUAAAUGGUUUCAAUAUUUUCAGAGCUGAAAGUCUAAAGUUCGUAAACCAAUUUCAUGGAUCAUCUGAGAUUUCCAUAUCUGUUAGUGAACUGAUUCCCAGAUUCACACUCAACAGUGUUUGUGAGACUGCGAUGGGAGUUAAACUUGAUGAUAUGGCCGAGAAGGGGGAUCUUUAUCGUCAGAACUUUGCUUUGAUAGAAAAGUGGUUCAUAAAGACUUUGAGUAAUCCAUUAAAUAGGAGCAAAACAUUCUAUAAAUACUUUGGCUCCAAGAAGGAUGCAGCUGCCCUAAAAGUCAUUCAUGAUUUCUCCAACGAAAUCAUUGCCAAACGUCGCCUACUUCUUGAGGAGGAGCUACAACAACGAACAAAUAUUGAAAAUGAAGAUGAUGACUUUCACUUCAAAAAGAAGCAACGCUUUGCCAUGCUGGAUACUCUGAUCCUUGCUGAGAAAGAUGGUCUCAUUGAUCACCAAGGAAUUUGCGAGGAAGUAGACACUUUGAUGUUCGAGGGCUUCGAUACCACAUCAAUUGGUCUCACAUUUGCUUUGAUGAAUAUGUCUCUCUAUGCAGACAAACAGGAACUUUGUUAUCAGGAAAUUAACGAGUAUAUUAAAGACGACCUCAGCAAUCUGGACAUCAAUCAAAUAUCCAAGCUUAAGUACUUGGAUUGCUUUAUGAAAGAAACAAUGCGAAUGUUCCCAUCGGUACCUUCCAUGGGUCGACAGACAGUUCAAGAAACGGAACUUGCGAAUGGCCUCAUACUUCCUGCUCGCACCCAGGUUACUCUGCACGUUUAUGAUAUUCACCGUAAUAGCAAACUCUGGGAUUCGCCAGAUGAGUUUCAACCCGAAAGAUUCCUACCGGAAAACUCUAAAGAUCGUCACACUUAUGCCUUUAUUCCAUUCAGUGCUGGACAGAGGAAUUGCAUUGGUCAAAAGUUUGCAAUGCUGGAAAUGAAAACUCUGCUUAUUGUUGUUUUGAAACACUUCAAAAUUCUUCCUCUCUUUGAUCCCAAGGAUCUUGUUUUCAAUAGAGGAAUUACACUGCGAACAAGCAACAAUAUUAAAGUGAAGCUCGUGAGGCGUUCGAAUUAUAUAUUAAAUAACUUACAUUCCUCUAGAGCUGAAAGCUUCAAGUUCGUGAAACAGUUUGAAGGUAAAUCAGAUAUUGACAUCUCACUCAGUGAACUGAUACCUAGAUUCACAUUAAACGCCAUUUGUGAGACUGCAAUGGGAGUCAAACUUGAUGAUAUGGCCGAGAAAGGCGAUCGAUAUCGUAAGAAUUUUGCUAUGAUUGAACAAACUUUUAUCAAACGUUUGAACAACCCAUUUUAUUGGAGUGAUAUAAUUUAUAAGUACUUUGGCGAUAAGAAUGAUGCACUAGCCGUUAAAGCUGUUCAUGAUUUCUCGAGUGAAAUCAUUGCCAAGCGUCGCAUACUUCUCAAGGAAGAGCUGGAGCAACGGAAGAAUGUUCAGGCUGAAGCUGAUAAUGAUAUUUACAUCAACAAGAAACAACGCUUCGCCAUGCUGGAUACUUUGAUAUUUGCUGAGAAAGAUGGUCUAAUUGAUCACGAUGGAAUCUGCGAGGAAGUGGACACACUCAUGUUCGCAGGCUUCGAUACCACAUCCUUGGCCAUCAUAUUUGGUCUCAUGAAUUUGUCUCUUUGCGCUGAUAAACAGGAACUUUGUUAUCAGGAAAUUAAUGACUACAUUGAUGAUGACCUAAGUAAACUGGACAUAAAUCAAAUAUCUAAGCUACAAUAUUUGGAUUGUGUCAUCAAAGAAACAUUGCGAAUGUUUCCCUCUGCCCCAGUCAUUGGACGUGAUGUUAAAAAGCGAACAGAACUGGCCAAUGGUGUCAUACUUCCCGCUGGAGCUCAGGCUGUUUUGCACGUGUUUGACAUCCAUCGUAAUCCCAAAUAUUGGGAUUCACCCAAUGAGUUCCGACCCGAGCGUUUCUUGCCCGAAAAUUCAAGAGAUCGUCACAUAUAUGCUUAUAUGCCCUUUAGUGCUGGACAACGUAAUUGCAUUGGACAAAAGUAUGCUCAGCUUGAGUUGAAGACUUUCUUCAUCGUGGUGCUCAAGAAAUUCAAAGUUUUACCUCUCAUGGAUCCCAAGGAUUUUGUUUUUAAUACUGGAAUUACACUACGAACCAACAAUAAUAUUAAAGUCAAGCUGGUGAAGAGAAGUUCGUAAAUUAUAAAUUGUUUUUUACCUGUUGUAAUUAACUUAAAGAUAAGGUGUUAAUUAACAAUAAAUAUGGAACCAGUUGUUUACUCUA